AUGGAUCACAGAGUUGUGGCACUGCUGAUUUUGAUGAUGUCUCCAGUUUUUAGUAGACCCAACGAGUGGACUUGGCCUAGGUGCCCAUGUCCAAAACUCCUACUCCCAGUUUGUUCCUCAAACUAUAUCACCUUUUUAAGUCCUUGCGAAUUCAAAUGCUAUGCCGAUGCUUUUUAUUCAAUGUAUAAAACAAAAUUAUAUAUCCUAAAAGAAAGAAGAUGCGAAGAAGAAGAAGCAUAA
Parnassius apollo (apollo) is the source of this 240-nucleotide messenger RNA. NCBI's taxonomy places the organism in Eukaryota, Metazoa, Arthropoda, Insecta, Lepidoptera, Papilionidae. The record is from the annotation of a GenBank genome assembly.